GCACCCUGGGAACGAGGCAAAUCGUCGGAUGCGUGGCGUGCGCAAAUCUUCCGCGCUGCAAGAAAAGAGAAAAGUGUGUGGAAGUGAUCCAGCAUGGCAGAAAACGCGCCGGUUGAUUUGCCUUACAAAGCGGAAUACGCCAAGAGUGGCCGGGCAUCUUGCAAGGGGUGUAAGGGAAAGAUAGAAAAGGAUGAAUUGCGACUUGCAGCAAUGGUGCAGUCUCCCAUGUUUGAUGGGAAGGUGCCCCACUGGUAUCACUUCAACUGCUUCUUUACGCGGCAGAGACCAAGGUCGGUUGGCGACGUUGACAACUUUGGAUCCCUCCGUUGGGAUGACCAGAAACGCCUGGAAGAGAAAAUCCAGUCCAAGUUCGUCGCAGGCACAACCGGGGAUGACCUGAAGGACUUUUCGACAGAAUAUGCAAAGUCCAACAAAAGUACCUGUCGUGGAUGCAACGAAAAGAUUGCCAAGGGUUUGGUACGAAUCUCAAAGCUGGACUAUGACAGCGGUUUCUCAAAGAUGCGAGGUCCUACCCCUCAGUGGUACCACAUUGACUGCUUUGCUAAGGAAAGGGACUCCCUGGACUACACACUGGGUGCGGAGAGCCUUCCUGGCUUCAUGACCCUAGGUGUCGAUGACCAGAAGACGCUCAAGGAAAAGAUCAAGAAAUUGGAGAGGAAGCGUAAGCCUAAAGCGGACGAAACGGAUUCUCCUCCCAAAAAGGUGAAGAAGGAAGAGAACAAAGAGGAGGAAUCGGCACUCAAGAAACAAGCAGAAAUGAUAUACAAGUACAGGGAUAAUCUCCAAAGGAACAUGUCGAAGAAAGAGCUUCAGGAAUUGUUGGAAUUCAAUGAGCAGGAUGUGCCGCCAGGGGAGAGCAGGAUCCUGGAUCUAUUGGCGGAUGGUUUGGCAUUCGGUGCUCUUCAACGAUGUCCAGAGUGCACGGAGGGUCAGCUACGUUUCAAAACUGAAGGGUACAGAUGUAGCGGCAACAUGAGCGGGUGGACAAAGUGCAUGUACGUCACUCAAGAUCCGAAAAGAACUCCGUUCAAGAUUCCGCAGGAGAUGAAGGAGGCGUACCCCUUUUUGGCAAAGUACAAGUCUGUCACAAAAAAAAGAGUGUUUCCCGCCAACAUGCCAAAGCCGUCCGAGGCCUCGACGUCUGCAAACGGCAAGGCGGAGAAGGAACGUCCACUUAAUGGCUACGAAGUCGCGAUUGGCCGGACAAAGUCAAGCUCGGAUGAGGUGAAAGCAAAGCUCUCCACCCUGGGAGCGAAGGCAGUGACGAAAGUGUCCGAAAACACACUGUUCCUCAUUUCAACUGAAGAGGAUGUUCAGAAGAAAAGCAAGAGGGUGAAGGAGGCAGAAGCCCACAAUGUACAAGUGGUGUCUGAGAAAAUCUUGGAGUCCCUCACCGCUGGUAGUGUGGCGUCUGUGGUCAAUCAACACAAGAUUGCACCAUGGGGAUGUGAUAUUGCAGCGAAAUUGGAAAAGAACAAGAAGAAGUCACAAAUGGACAAGAUGUUUACGAAGAGUGGCCCUUCCGUUAUGAAGCUCAUGGUUAAAGGACAAGCAGCAGUGGAGCCAGAGUCAGGCCUCGCAACUGUGGCCCAUGUCUACACACGUGGUGAGGACAUCUACAGCUCUGUGCUGGGCAUGGUGGACAUCAAUCGGGGCACAAAUUCUUUCUACAAGCUCCAAGUGUUGGAAAGCGACAGCCGCAACAGAUACUGGGUGUUCCGGUCAUGGGGUCGUGUUGGCACAACCAUUGGAGGGAACAAGCUGGAGGAGAUGGAUACACUUGACGAUGCCCUUCUCCAGUUUAAGGCGCUGUUCGAGGAGAAAACUGGUAACCUGUGGUCGAAUCGAAAAAAUUUUGAGAAGCACCCCAGCCGUUUCUACCCACUCGAAAUGGACUACGGCCAGGGUGGCGAUCUUGGUUCCCAGAAAGCUCUGAAAGUAGGAGGUAACUCCAAGCUGCACAAGGCAGUACAAGAGCUGAUCUGCCUAAUCUUUGACGUAGACAACAUCAAGAAAACAAUGCUGGAAUUUGAGAUCGAUCUGAACAAGAUGCCGCUAGGAAAGCUGUCCAAGAGGCAGAUCCAACAGGCGUAUGGUGUUUUAAACGAACUGAAUGAGUUGAUUAAGUCCGGAGGAAGUGAAGGUCGCUUCUUGGAUGCAUCUAAUCGUUUCUACACGCUGUUGCCUCAUGACUUCGGCAUGAAUACUCCUACCAUACUGAACAAUGAAGAUGUCAUCAAGCAAAAAAUUGACAUGCUGGACUCCCUGCUAGACAUCGAGGUGGCAUGCAACAUGUUGAACACCGAAAGUGGUGACAGCUCAGAGGACCCCGUCGACUUCCACUACGGUCAGCUCAAGGCCGACAUACAGGUCCUGGACAGCAGUGCCGAUGAGUUCAGCUUGCUCCAAAAGUACAUGGAGACCACUCAUGCAGCUACUCAUUCCAGUUAUUCGCUGGAGCUUCUUGAGUUGUUCAAGGUGUCUCGGGAAGGCGAGGCGAAGAGGUACAAGCCCUUCAGGAAGCUUCACAAUCGCAAGCUCCUCUGGCACGGAUCUCGUCUUGCGAACUUUGCUGGCAUCCUCUCCCAAGGUCUACGUAUUGCUCCUCCAGAAGCACCCGCUACUGGCUACAUGUUUGGGAAAGGUAUCUACUUUGCUGACAUGGUGUCCAAGAGUGCAAACUAUUGCUGCACUUCUCCAGCCAACCCUGUUGGCCUCCUGCUCCUUUGCGAAGUUGCGUUAGGAAACAUGUAUGAAAAGAAACAAGCAGAAUUUGUCACAAAGCUACCACCAAACCUUCAUUCCACAAUGGGUAUGGGCCAGACUGCUCCUAGUCCCGCCAACAAGGUUGUCAACCCAGACGGGGUCGAAAUCCCGUUGGGCCCUGCAGACCAGACCGGUGGCAAGACAAAGGGUUACUCCCUCCUGUAUAAUGAAUACAUCGUCUACGAUGUUGCUCAAGUGCAGAUAAAGUACCUCAUGAAGGUGAAGUUCAACUACAAGUACUAGAGCAUGGUGCAAAGGAUCGUCGCCAUGAUUCUUUUGAAUUUUCGGUUGCCAAAGAAGAGUGUGCAUCCUGGCAUUCCAGUUUAUACUCUACAAGUAGCGAUACUCUGGAACACAACGUUCGUUUGUUCAUCAGGAACGGAGCACAGCUGCAUUUUGGUAUGACACUUGUAAAUAGUGACGUUGCUAAAUAAAACAUGUGCUUCCAAGUGGG
This is a messenger RNA of Ornithodoros turicata, 3241 nucleotides long. It is a transcript of the gene Parp1, whose product is annotated as poly [ADP-ribose] polymerase 1-like. Bases 94 to 3030 code for a protein of 978 amino acids. The record is from RefSeq and is a predicted model, not a curated record. Lineage: Eukaryota; Metazoa; Arthropoda; Arachnida; Ixodida; Argasidae. Gene Ontology annotation, cellular component: nucleolus; nucleus. Gene Ontology annotation, biological process: double-strand break repair; protein poly-ADP-ribosylation. Gene Ontology annotation, molecular function: NAD+ poly-ADP-ribosyltransferase activity; DNA binding; zinc ion binding. The transcript has 25 exons.